AUGGCUUCGAUUCUGGCGUUUCGCUUCCUCGGCGGGUUCUUCGGGGCUGGCCCAUUAACGCUGGCAUCGCCGCUGAGAUCAGACAUGUUUGUCGGCAAGGCGCUCGGCAUCUCCAUGAUUUCAUUUGCGUUCGUUGUUUUUCUGGAUCCGAUACUCUCCCAGCCUACCGCCGGCUUCAUCGUCAUCAAUGAAUCUCCUGGCUGGGUAUGGACAGAGUAUCUCUGCGGCAUCCUUGGCGCAGCGACCCUCCUCCCAAUGGUCUUCGUGGUGAACGAGACAUACGCACCAGUCAUUGUAGUAAAAAAGAGCUCGCCACCUCCGCAGGGACAAUGGAGCGCUCUCACUCAUCGCUCGUCAUGA
Messenger RNA from Cladophialophora immunda, 360 nucleotides. RefSeq lists its product as uncharacterized. NCBI's taxonomy places the organism in Eukaryota, Fungi, Ascomycota, Eurotiomycetes, Chaetothyriales, Herpotrichiellaceae. The record is from RefSeq and is a predicted model, not a curated record. The coding region runs from base 1 to 360 and encodes 119 amino acids. Gene Ontology annotation, molecular function: transmembrane transporter activity. The transcript has a single exon. Gene Ontology annotation, biological process: transmembrane transport.